This is a messenger RNA of Zygosaccharomyces rouxii, 2760 nucleotides long. RefSeq names its product Ase1p (gene ASE1). The record is from RefSeq and is a predicted model, not a curated record. Bases 1 to 2760 code for a protein of 919 amino acids. Lineage: Eukaryota; Fungi; Ascomycota; Saccharomycetes; Saccharomycetales; Saccharomycetaceae. Gene Ontology annotation, cellular component: spindle; cytoplasm; mitotic spindle midzone. Gene Ontology annotation, molecular function: heme binding; microtubule binding; peroxidase activity. The transcript has a single exon. Gene Ontology annotation, biological process: mitotic spindle midzone assembly; microtubule cytoskeleton organization; response to oxidative stress.
AUGUUCGAUGCCAUGACUUCGGCGUCGACGUCACCCACUUCGGAUUCAAAGCAUCAUUCUGACACUAACAGUGUCAAUACUAUGACUACUGCGGUUCCUCAGCUUUUAAGUACGCCAGGCACUCACACCAGUCAAAAUGAACCUAAAGAAUACAUGAAACUGACCCCUGUCCAUUUACAAUGUCUUACGUCUCCUCUAAGGCAGGGCGGCAUUGCCCAGGGGAAUACCGACGGGACGAAUUGCCUAUCAAAUCAAGAAUUUCGCAUAGAUGAUACCUAUAAGGAAAACUUCAACCUAAUUUCGAGGCAAUUGGAGAAACUGCUGGAAGGUCUCAACGUUAUCUACCGCAAGAUUGGCUAUUCCAAUGCAGAGAUCGUAGGGAAGGAAAAACUAAUCUUCAACACACUAUCAGGUUCUAUAACUAGCUUUUUUGAUCAUGCAGAGAACGAUAUGAAGAAUUUAACUGAGGAAAAUGAAACUGCUCAAGAAAUUUUAAAUCGUAUGCUGGAAAUUAUGCGUGAUUCAAGUGGUAUUGAUACCAUCCCAGACAUCUAUGUAAGAAAUGCCAUUCUAAUACCCAGUUGUAAGACUGUUUUCCAAUCACCGAAGAAACCACUUUCAAUAUUGAGCAAAAGGAAAUUACUCAGAACUGCUAGAGGAUUUGUGUUUAAAUCAUACCUGCCUGCCUUUAUAAGGUAUAUGGAAGUCAGCAUUAGACUACAAGCAUUAGUAGAGGUAGUUGGAGAAAAAUUGGGUGAUUUACCGAAUGGUGGUGAAAUGGUUAAUGAUCUGCCAAGUUUAGAAUCACUGAAACAUUACAGAGAAGAUUUAAAAUCUCAUCAAACUAACCUUGAUUUUAUUUCAAACUACUUUGUGGAUCAUAAGGGAGAACUAUUAUACAACGACCAUUUCAAUGACAUUUCUGAGGAUAAAAUUCAAAUUUUGGGACAAACUAUACAAAUAUAUCAAGAGGAAUAUGAUUUUAGGAUUUCACAUCUAAAAUCUGUAGCAAACAACAUUUCACAACUGGUAUCAGAGCUAAAAACGGAUUUAGAUCCACAGGUACAAAGAAUUUUGUCCCUUUAUCUACAAUUAGAUUCUAAUGUCAUGCCCAAGAUGUACACUUCUGUACACAAGUCUACAAUCGAAUCCUUGGAAAAGGUGCUUCGAGAACAACAAACAAUAUAUGAAAAACGUAAGGAGAUCAAAGAGGCACUUUUGACCAAGUGCGAAUCGCUAUGGAAUAGAUUAAAAAUACCGCAAGCGUAUAUCGACAACUUUUUGAAGCACUGCGAGGGUCACUCCACGGCGGUUACGAGAAAGAUAGUCAGAGAAUUGGAAAAAUUAGAAGAAAUGAAGAAAAAAUUAAUAAAGACCUUAAUUGAGGAAUCAUCGCAAAGAAUCGAAGAAUUAUGGUCUUUUUUACAAUACGAAGAUGAGGAAAAAUCACAGUUUCUCUACAUAUUUGAAUCUUUGAGAGAAUCAAGUACUACACUAGAAGACGAUGAAAGGUUAUUAGAAGCUUGUGAAAAUGAAAUUAAAUCCCUGGAGGAAAAAUUAAGCGUAUACAAACCUACCCUACAGUUGGUUCAAGAGUUCGAAUCCUUAAGAGCUGACAAGUUGUCUCUAGAGACAAGUUCUAAGGAUUCAUCACGUCUCCUAGCUAGAAACUCUCACAAAAUUCUUUUGCAAGAGGAAAAAACGAGGAAGAGAGUCACUAGGCACUUUCCUCGUGUCAUUAAAGAUUUAAAGAAUGGAUUAGAAGACAUUCAGACAACAUUUGGUAAACCACUGGUGGUCAAUGGACAAGAUAUGAUGGAAAUCGUGACUCAAGUUGAAGAAGAACUUAUUAGCAAGUAUCCCAAGAGCCGGCUCAAUUUGGGAGGAACUAAUUCCAAAAUGGGGAAUUCUUCUACGAGGUCAAGUAGUAAUAAUGAAGGUAGAGUGACUAAAAAAUCAAUUCCAGAGAAAGGAAGAAGGUCCACUAUCCCUGCUCGCGCCAUAGGAGCAAAAACCACUCGGGCACCAACACAGAUACCAGCGGCAGCACCAGUGCCAACCCCGGUAACGAAUCAUCGGGCUUCUAGCUUUAUGAAUCAAACCCCGGUUACUAAAAUCAUAGGGGGUUUCCCUACAGUAAAUGACAGCACUACUACUAAAUUGGAUAGUUCUCAAAAUAAGAAAUAUAUGAGAGGGUUCAAGGCGGCUAGUCCCACAGUUCAAGCAAACUCUCUUUUACCGCCCAAGUUAGUAACAAGGCUCCCUAACACGAGGAUUCCAGAACCAUCGCGCAUAGCAAGGAAACACUCUGGUAAUUUAUCCUCCUCUCCCGUUUUUCAACCUCGACCUGUUGCAAAUUUAGUUAGACCCGCGACUCUUUUCCAAGUAUCACCCAAUAAAAUCAAUCAACAGAGAAGCCAAAUACCAACACUAUCCAAAUCAAGUUCCAUUUUGACCCAAGAGUUUAUGAACAGCGUUGAUAAGGAAAAUUUAGUGGACUCAACACCUCGCCUACAACAGAAGGGUGAGUUUCUAAAUUUCAGUAGCCCUUACCGAGAACCAGAUAACAGUGUUUACAAAAUCUCUAAAUCUCCUGAUGGUAAAUGUACACUCAAAGUUCGCGAGGAUUCUCAUUUGGAGAGCGGAUUUGAUGACACUAGUAUCUUGGAUGAGGAUAAUGAGAAGGACUUUAAUACAUGGAAGAAUGAACAAUUAGCAAAAGUUCGUACCAUCCGUCCAAGUCGGCAACAAGCUCCAUGA